AUGAGUGACGGAAAGCUUUUCAUCAAAACCAAAUCAUCAGAAAUCAAAGCUGAACUCGACCAAGCGUACAAGAAAUCCAAACCUCACGGCAAAAUCAAAAUCAUCCUCAAAAAAGUUACUGCCAAUAUCAUCAUCAACAACAAUGAGAUCUCAAGAUUAUUACCUGAUAUGAUCAAUCUCCUUCGAUUCGAUGACAUUGAAAUCAGAAGAGUUUGUCUUGAUUACCUAAGUCUUUAUAGUCAUUACGAUCCCACGGUGGCGGUUAAGAGUUUACCAUUUUUAAGGAGAUUUCGGGAAGAUAAUGAUGCUGUGCUUCGAGCCUUAACUAUCAAGACUAUUGCUUCAAUUGGUUUACCGGAGUUUGUCGACUUAUCAUUUCAGGUCAUUAGACUUUACCUUAAGGAUAAGAAUUCGUUCGUUAGGAUCUCGGCCAGUUUCGCCUUAGCUAGAAUGUUCCAUAAUGAUAGUACUAGAGUUCUCAAUGAAGGAUUAUUGACUGAUCUCAAUGAAUUAUUAUAUGACGACGACCAAGGUGUGGUGUCAGUGGCAUUAUCGGCCUUGGAUUCCAUCAUUGAGUUUGAUAAGAGUCUAGAUUUGAAACUAACGGUGAAUCCCGAUCAUUUCAUCCAGUUGGUCAAACAUAUCCAUAAAUCAACCGAAUGGAGUCAAAUUUAUGUCAUUAACUCUUUAUUAUCGUUUGUACCAACUACCACGGAGUCGGCCCUUGAUAUGAUAGAGUUAAUACUACCUUUCUUACAACAUGAGAAUUCAGCUAUAGUGUUAAAUGCCGUCAAAGUGAUUGUUUAUUUGAGUAAUUAUGUCAAUAACCCUCAAUUAAUCAUCCCAACGUUACCUAAACGUUUGGGUUCAUCUUUGGUAUCAUUAUUGGCCAAACCAACGGAAAUCCAAUUUUUGGUGUUAAGAAAUAUCAUUCUCUUACUCUUGGGUCGUAAAGAGUUGGUGGAAUUUAACGUUGAAAUGUUAUUCUGUAAAUAUGAUGAUGCUAUUUAUGUCAAGGACACAAAAUUGGAGAUCAUUUACCUCUUAGCCAAUGAAGAAAAUUUCCUGAUAGUGGCCCGAGAAUUGGAAGAAUAUGCUACUGAUGUCGAUGUAGCUAUGGCGAGAAAAGCUAUUAGAGCUUUUGGUAACCUUGCGGUUAAACUUCAUAAUGCUGCUCCUCUAUGUGUGGAAAUUAUCAUGGAUAUCAUAUCUAAUGGGGUUAGUUAUAUUGUUCAAGAAUCUGCGGUGGUAUUGAGGAAUAUUGUAAGACGAUAUCCUGGACAAUUUGAUGAUUCGAUCAUUGAAUUGGUCAAACAUUAUAAGGUAAUUGACGAGAGUGACUCUAAAACGGCGAUGAUAUGGAUCCUUGGUCAAUAUUGUGGUCAAUUCGAUAGUUGGGAUAUUCUUAAAGAUAUCUCCAAAUCUUAUAGAGAUGAAUCCUUAGAAGUUCAAUUGGCUAUUUUGACUGCUACCAUCAAAAUGUACUUAAAUUACCCUACGGAGUAUGAAACCACCACUUUAGAGGUGUUAAAAUGGGCUACUGAAGAAGUGGAUAACCCUGAUUUGAGAGAAAGAGGGUUUUUCUAUUGGAGAUUGAUUUCAAGUGAAAAUAAUGAAUUCCAAAAAGUAGCUAAAGAUGUGGUGCUUGUGGAUAAUCCUAUCAUCAACUCCGAGAAUGAGAAUAUUAAUCCUCAAGUUUUGGAAGAAUUGGAGUUGAAUAUUGGGACUUUGGCUUCAAUUUACCUUAAACCUGUUUCCCAGGUUUUUAGAUUAUCUAGGCAUAAGAAGCUCACUCCUUCACCAGCCCUUCAAUCGAGGAAAAAGAAGACUACGGUUGUAGAGGAAACUCCAGUGUAUCUGAAUAGGAAGGCUACUCUUUCAACUGAUCAAAUCCAUAGGAAGAAAUCAAUCAUGAGACAAGCAUCGUUUGAUUCGAGUUUCUCGGGGAUUUCCGAUGAUUCUCAGGGUAGUAAUAAGAUCACGGGGUUGGCCAAUAGAUUAUCAAGAAGAGCUUCUAUGAUUACGGGGAAGAAGAAGUUUUGA
Molecule: messenger RNA, 2043 nt
Organism: Yamadazyma jaroonii
Lineage: Eukaryota; Fungi; Ascomycota; Pichiomycetes; Serinales; Debaryomycetaceae
Source: the annotation of a GenBank genome assembly